Saccostrea echinata is the source of this 575-nucleotide messenger RNA. RefSeq names its product N-alpha-acetyltransferase 38, NatC auxiliary subunit-like. The record is from RefSeq and is a predicted model, not a curated record. The coding region runs from base 1 to 309 and encodes 102 amino acids. Gene Ontology annotation, cellular component: NatC complex. NCBI's taxonomy places the organism in Eukaryota, Metazoa, Mollusca, Bivalvia, Ostreida, Ostreidae. The transcript is spliced from 4 exons. Gene Ontology annotation, molecular function: RNA binding.
AUGGCAGGGGAAGUGAUGGAAAAGCAAGAUAAUGAUAAAGAUGUAAGUGAAGGAAAGAAAAAGUUGUCUAGUUGGCUAAACAAAAGUAUGAAAGUCCGAAUGACAGAUGGAAGAACUCUUAUUGGUAUAUUCCUUUGUACAGACAAGGAUAGAAAUGUUAUAUUAGGUUCUUGUGAAGAGUAUCUGAGACCACCUGAGAGUAAAGAGAAAGAAGAGCCUCGUAUUUUGGGAUUAGCUAUGAUCCCAGGUCAUCAUGUUGUCAGCAUCUCAAUCGAUAAAUCCCAGCUUCAGGAUCCCGAUAUUCAGUGAGGUUAUUAAAAAAGAGAGAUUGCUUGAGCUGGUACAAAGUACAGAGCAGAGUUCUGUGCCCUUGAAUACUGAAAAGACUGCUCUACCAAAAACGCUUACCAGUUAGUUAUAUCCCAGAUACAUGUAAAAAAAAAAAAAAUGCCGAUUUCAAACCAACAAUACUGCAUCCUGACAACUGUGGCUCAUGUAUUGCACUAGAUAAAAACUUCAAUUGACAUAUUCAAUAUGUUCUUCAUGUGAAAUUAAAUACUAAACUGUGAAUGAAA